AUGGAUCGUCUUGCUCUUUUUCAGUUUGGUUUACUUUUACUUGCUCUACCAUUACAAUAUUUUAUUUUAAUGAAAUGGUCUUCGAAGGAUAUUGAACAGAUACAAGCAAUUACUAAAAUUACAAACCAAAUUAAUCAAGUAUUUCAUUAUUUAUCUCCAUCAACAUGGUUUAAUUGGUUUAUUAGUUUUGUUAUUGAAGUUCCACUUGGUUUUAAUCCACUUUUACAUAAACGUACAUGGAGACGUGGAAUUGAGUCUCCCGCUACAGAAGUGUAUUAUAUGAGAGAAAAAUAUGGAUAUUUUGCUACUUCACCAGCAAUUCGUUCAUCUCGAUCUGAGUAUGUUAAAUUUCGAGUUGGUCAAGUUGUUCGACAUAAAAUCUAUGGUUAUCGUGCAGUAAUUAUUGGCUGGGAUGAAAUAGCUUCUGCACCAGAUCAAUGGCUUGAUGAACAUCAUCAAGGACAUCCAGAAUAUAGAACUCAACCAAAUUAUUCUGUAUUACUUGAUACAAGAGAUCGACGUGCUCAUAAAACUUAUAUACCACAAGAACAUAUUGAAGUUAUUAAAAAUACAAAGAUUUCAAGAAUUAAAAUUAACAUUUUGAAAGAUAUUAUAAUUCUUUGGUUUCAAAGUCGAGUUGAGAAAUGAAUUAUUCCUAAUUGUGUAAUGAAAUCAAAAUUUUAUCCUCGUCGUACUUUUAUUGCUGAUCAAAUUGAUAACGAAUGUCCGAAUAAAACAAGUCUUUAUUAUCAAUUACCAUUUCAAAAAGGUUACCUAGUCGAUUGGAAUAUUCAAAAACAAGUAUGGGAUCAUUUAUUUGGCAAAAUACCAUUUAAAUCAACUGGUUUAUUAAUGACAGAACCAUAUAUGAAUUUAAAUUUCAUUCGUGAAACAAUGGAUCAAAUCUUUUUUGAAGAAUAUGAAGUUGCAUCAUUUGCACGAUAUGAUCCUGCUACAUUAAGUGCAUAUCAAUAUGAACGAGAUACGAAAUCGAAUUAUGUUCUUGUUAUUGAUUCUGGUUUUUCAUUUACACAUAUUGUUCCAUUUUAUCAAGGAAGAAAAUUACUUGAUGGUAUGACAAGACUUGAUGUUGGUGGGAAAUUAUUAACUAAUCAAUUAAAAAGUGUUAUUUCUUAUCGACAACUUUUAGUUAUGAAUGAAACGUAUAUUAUUAAUGAUUUAAAGGAAAAUGUAUGCUUCGUUUCACUGGAUUUUCAAGAAGAUAUGAAAAAAGCACGUUUACCAUUAUCUGAAAAUACGAAUUCUAUGGAUUAUGUCUUACCAGAUUAUAAUGAAAUUAAACAAGGUUAUGUUCAACCUCCAUUAUCAUCAAUACCUAAUGGUAAUAUUGCUGAUAGUUCAAAAAAGAAUACAACAAAACAACAACAACAGAUUGUACGAAUGAAUGUUGAACGUUUUACUAUUCCGGAAAUAAUUUUUCGACCAUCUAUUAUUGGCAUUGAUCAAGCUGGAAUUGCUGAAUCGAUUUAUAAUUCUGUUGAAGAAUUACCUGAACAUAUUCGACCAAGUAUAUAUAAUAAUAUUUUAUUAACCGGUGGAAAUUGUUUAUUUCCGAAUUUUAAAGAACGUUUAGAAAAUGAAUUACGUUCUAUGAUUAAAGAUGAUUAUCCAAUUCGAAUAACACUGCCAGAAAAUCCAAUAACAUAUGCAUUAAAUGCUGGAGUUACAUUAACAAAUUCAUCUGACUAUGCAAAUUAUUGUGUAACUAAACGAGAAUAUGAUGAACAUGGUGUAUCCAUUUGUCAUCGAAAAUUUGGGGAUAAUUCUUGA
Rotaria sp. Silwood2 is the source of this 1791-nucleotide messenger RNA. The record is from the annotation of a GenBank genome assembly. Lineage: Eukaryota; Metazoa; Rotifera; Eurotatoria; Philodinida; Philodinidae.